Messenger RNA from Aplysia californica (California sea hare), 1019 nucleotides. RefSeq lists its product as uncharacterized. Bases 57 to 1019 code for a protein of 320 amino acids. Lineage: Eukaryota; Metazoa; Mollusca; Gastropoda; Aplysiida; Aplysiidae. The transcript has 5 exons. The record is from RefSeq and is a predicted model, not a curated record.
CCGUCCCUGAAAUCGCUAACUGUCCUUCUGGAUCAAAGGUCAGCGGUGACUACAUCAUGUCCGGGUCAACAGCCACUUGUGAAUGUCGUCAGAAAACUGAGGGUUUUCCUGCAGGCACAGUUGUUCUGUCUCAGGGCGGGUCUACCUUGGGCUCAGGGACAAUUGCUUCAGGGAAUGUCACUAAUCCUGAGAACAGUUUUAACGAGACGUUGACUUGUCGUUCUGUGUCUUCUCUGGGCCAAGCAGGUCCCUCUGUCUCCAAGACUGUCAAGUUUGCCUACAGCCCUGAAGACGUCACGUUGGAGAGAAAAAACGUGAGACCAGAGGAGUCCGGAACGUAUAACCUGUGUCCGUCAGUGACACCAGAUAUAACAAUGGAAUGUUCUGUGGGAGUUGUCUACCCAGCAGCAAGUUUUACCCUCACAAUGGCGCCAACAGGGGAGAAAAUUGUUCUUGCGUGUACAGAAAACGACAAAUGUUCCCACGACUUUGUGCCGACAAGUGGAGGAAAUCACGAGUUCCGGUGUGAAGCAGCGAACAGCAUUUUUGGAGACAUGACAGAAGACAGUCCACCUGUGCAUAUUUACGUGCAAGAACCUCCCAAGACGGCACCUACACUGGUCAUCAACGGUAAAACCUUCACUGGUGUCGGUGCGGAUAACACAAUUGUUCUUGAAGCAGGCACAGAACACAGUGUAGAGUGUCACGUCGAUGGGGGAUUCCCGGAAAUCUCUGCCUCAGACAUCUCUCUACAGUGUGCGGGUCGGGACGUGAAUGGCGGAAAGUUUGUCCCGUCCUUGUCGGUUUGUCUCAACGAGACCAGCUGUAGUUGUCGGGCAGGACAUCCUAGUGGGUGCUACGACUUGGCGACAGAAGUCAUCGUCUCUCUCACAGGACGCCAUGAAGAAAGUCCUUACUUGAAUGUGCAUGGAAUAAAACCGCAUACCGUUAGAGGCAGAGGGGGUCCUUCUUACCUCGGCCCCAAGGGGAAGGAUAAUGGUGAAAAUCUUUACAUCUGA